CAUGGAAUCACAUUGUACUUUUUCGUGUUUACAUUUUUGAAACAUUUAUUAAAUUAUUUAACUAUAUAUAUAUAUAAGCAGUUAAAAUGAAUAUAAUAUUGAACAAAGUUCGUGAUGUUGACCCUAAUAAUAGUGAGGCAGUGAAAGAAACCCUGUCUAGCUUUUUUCAGAAGGUCGAUAACUAUGCUGAAGGGAAUUCCAGUAGAUGGCUUCGUGCAUUAGAAAAUAUAAUUAACCGAUUUCCUAAAUACUGUAUGCCUCAUAGACAAACAAUUGAGAAUGUCUUGACACACAAUUUGGACUCUAACAAUUAUUACAAUGUAAUUCAAGCUGCUAAAUGUGCACAUGUACUGCAACAAGUACGGCCCACACAAGAAAAAGGUGCAAACCCAAAAAGUUCCUGGCGAGAUCAAAUGAAAGCAUUAAGUAGUGCUGUCCAUAAACUUAUUGAUGUAAUAUACCCUAAUGUUGUAGACAUGUAUAGAAAUAAUCAAGACUAUAAUGAUAACCAAAAGUCAUCCAGUAACUCUCCACUGCACUUGGCGCUACAAAGUAUUAAUCAAGUAAAAGACCAUGAUAAAAAUGUCACAAAGAAAACGGUACUUUGCACAAGACUCCAGAAUAUAUUAAUCUAUAUCCAGGCAAUGCUUGUAGAAAUUUAUCCAGUGGCGAAACCUAUUCAGCCACAGUUGUUGCUAGAAGUCAUAGUGCGUGUGCUAAGUGUGACUAGUUCCAAACAACACUCUGAUCUUGAUGCACCUCACAGAGCCACAAUGAAAACAUACGCUCUUAGAACUUUGGACGCUCUCAUUGCAUGCUUAGGUUCAAACCUAAUACCAUUUUCAGCACUAGUCAUUAGAGCUAUUAUGCAAACACUGAAAUGGACCACAGAUAAUCCUAAUGAGGAAUCCAGUAAAGUCCGCUGCGUGGCCUAUAGCACAUUUUGUAAAUGGUUGACGGUGUUACACACUGAACGUGUAGACAGUGGGAGACGUGGUGGCAGGAGCUGGGGUGAAGAACUCGUUACACACGUUCUCGCAGAUAUCACGCCACAGAGGCGGCUCGUACAGCUGACGAUGUCUUCACAACCAACCAAACAUUUGAGCAAGAAAGCAAAAAGAAAAUUAGCAAAUUCCAUGCUGGAUAAAAGUACAAUAGCAUCACACGCGCCUGGAGAGAAAAACAAAAUAUCUGUAUCUGAACAAACCAAUGAUGAAGUCGCUAUUGCAGCUUUAGAAUGCGCCGAAUCGUUCCUCACUGUUUGUGGUAUAUUUUUGAAGCAUUCCAUUCAUAAGCUAUUCCAAGAGCGGUUAGUUCGCGAAUGCUACAACAUCGACAGUUACUCGAGCGAGCGCGCUAUAGCACUUCUGCGCGCACUGGAAGCAGCUCGCAAGUCCACUGGUCCGACAGUGCCUCCGCCGACACAGUACUGUCUACACCUUUAUAGCAAUAUGAUCAACUCACAGCAACCAGAGAUUUCCAAUUUUUGCUCAAAAGCACUUUUGGACAUUCGAUUACAUCUUCACUGUUCACCACCUUCGUUAAGUUUUGUCGUGGCGAUCGCAGACGAUAAAUUUAAGAAAUCUGACAAUAAAAGAAAGAAGAUGUCGGAAAGGAAUAGAGCCACGCUGGAAGCUUUAUUGGGCGCAGAUAAGUUUCCACCAGAAGACUCGGGGAAUGUAAUCACCAUACAAGAUGAACCAUCCAUGAAGAAACCACGUUUAGAUGAAGAUAUUACUACUUUAAGCAGUGAUUCUGUGAGUUCAGUUGAGAUAAGUGAUGAAUCAGAUGAUGACAAUGUUAUUGAAGUAGUAAAUGUAGAAAUAAAUGAGGCAACUAAUCAAAAAUUAAAUGGAGAAAGUAACGAAGUGGAAAUUGAAUUGCAAAAUGAACCAGAGAUAUCAAGUGUGGUUGAUGAAAAUCCAGAAAAUCGGGUCGAAACAUCUGAAGGUGAAAUCUCACGUAUAAUAGUCACUGAGCAAUUAGUAAUUAAACCCAGUACUAUUAUAAAUGAACCAGUUAAUGCUGAACAAGAUAACGAACUUGAACCUGACUCUACUGCAGCUAAUGUCGAAAUUACUAUUAAAGAAAAUGGUAUAAUGGAUGAAGCAGAUACAACAAACAUCUUUGAAGCCAAAACGCAAUUACCCCUUGAUAUUAUAUCAAAUGAUACUACAGAUAGGGAAGACAUGCCGCUUUCAAUUGAAAUAGCUUACGAUUUGCCACAUUCCUGCAAAGAAGUUCCUGUAUUAGAAAAGAUGGAUGAUGAAAAUCUUCCAAGCACUAAUGAUACUGAUGAUAUUCAAAUAACCUGUGGACAAAUAGCGAAGAAUUCUCAAGAUACAGAAACAGAAAAAUUUAAAGAAGCUGAUGAAAAAGUAGAUGAACCCCCUCAAAUGAAUGGUUUUAAAUCACCAGAAAAAAUACUAAAUGAUGAUUUAAAGUCUACUAAUGUAGAACAUGCUGUUAACAAAAUUGCAGGUAACAACGAAUCUGUGUCCGUUGAAGAUAUGUUAGCAGAUUUUGUUGAUGAAGUUAAUGAUGAACAUAAAGUGCAGUAAUUAUAUAGACAGUUUAAUAUCAGGCUUUUUUUACUUUGGUGCCAAGUUGUAAUAAGAAGGAAUUUAUUUUUUAAAUGAUAUAUAAUGUGUCUGUGAUUUCAAAUGACUACAUUCAUAAGUGUUUAUUUUUUGUUAUAAUACAUUGA
Molecule: messenger RNA, 2707 nt
Organism: Achroia grisella
Lineage: Eukaryota; Metazoa; Arthropoda; Insecta; Lepidoptera; Pyralidae
Product: proline-, glutamic acid- and leucine-rich protein 1-like
Exons: 13
Coding region: 87-2561 (824 amino acids)
Biological process (GO): rRNA processing
Cellular component (GO): nucleus
Source: RefSeq, a predicted model, not a curated record